Molecule: messenger RNA, 2233 nt
Organism: Choloepus didactylus (southern two-toed sloth)
Lineage: Eukaryota; Metazoa; Chordata; Mammalia; Pilosa; Megalonychidae
Gene: CNBD2
Product: cyclic nucleotide binding domain containing 2
Exons: 12
Coding region: 500-2233 (577 amino acids)
Biological process (GO): spermatogenesis
Molecular function (GO): cAMP binding
Source: RefSeq, a predicted model, not a curated record
GUGUUUGGAGUCUGGGGAAGGGCAUGAGAGAUGAGAUUAGAAGGUCGGUAGAGAUCAAAUCAUAAAGAGCCUUGAAUUUGAUAUUGAAAAAAAUUGAGUCCUAGUCCUCUUGAGAAAGGGAUGAACUCUUGUGGUAUUUGGAAUCAUGGAAUGUUAGAUCUCUAGUCCAUUUCUUCCAUCCCUAUUGGAAUCAUGGUUUGUUAGAGAUCUAUUAGAAUCAUGGAAUGUUAGUUGGAAUGGAAGGGGCCUUAAAGAUGGAAUCCAAAAAACCAAUUCAGUUAUUCUUAACCCUUUGUGGGUUAGUAAGUCCCAGAAUCUGAAAAAAGUUAUUAUUACUCUCCCUAGAAGAGGAUGCACUUAUUUCUGUAUACAAUCUUGGGUAAUUUAUAGAUAUCCUUGUAACCCCACCCCCUCCCAGAGGCUCCUGGAUUAAGUUUAAAAUAUAUUUUUAUAUAUUCCAUUCUCCUGAAUUUUGCAGAUUAAGAAAUCAAGACUCCGAAUGGUGAAGAACUGGUUCAAAUUUAAAGACUCAGGGCUAUACCAGCUCAUCUUGGAUAUCAUUGUGAUGAUCCGAGUGUGCAAAAUGUUCCGCCAAGGCCUCAGGGGAUUCCGGGAAUAUCAGAUCAUUGAAACUGCUCACAGAAAGCACCCUAUCUUCUCCUUCUGGGAUAAUAAGAGACAAGGCCGAAUCACAUUUGAUACCAUGGACUUCGUUGCAGAGGAGGGUCACUUUCCUCCAAGGGCCAUUCAGAUCACCCGGAAGAAGCCUUCUUGGAGGCUGGAGAGCGAGAUUCAUGCCCUUUGGAACCUCUUGCAGAUUCUGGAUAGCUACCGGAAUUACACCAAGACCCUGCAGCUGCUCCUGGCCAAAGUCAUGCGCUUUGAAAGGUUUGGUCGCAGACGUGUGAUCAUCAAGAAGGGGCAGAGGGGAAACAGCUUUUAUUUCAUCUACCUGGGCACGGUCGCGGUGACCGAGGAUGAGGAUGGCAGCAGCGCCUUCCUGGACCCCCACCCGAGGUUGCUGCAAAAGGGCAGCUCUUUUGGGGAAAUGGCCAUUCUGAAUUCUUCACUAAGGAGGGCCACUGUGGUUUGUAUGGAAGAAACGGAACUCUUGGUUGUUGACAAGGAGGAUUUCUUUGAUAACAAGCUGGACCAGGAAGUCCAAAAGAGUGCUCAGUAUCGGUUUGACUUUUUUAGGAAGAUGGAUCUAUUUCAGUCCUGGUCCAAAGAGAAGCUCUGGAAACUGGUAACUCUGGGGAAGUUGGAGAAGUUCUCCUACGGGCAGCUGAUAACAAAAGACUUUGUAGAGUCGUCCUUCAUCAUGUUUGUCUGCAAGGGCAGCUGUGAAGUCCUGCGGCUGAUAGACCUCGGGUCCUCCCCUUCCUACUACAAGUGGAUCCAGCAGCAUCUGGAGUUUCUAGACCACAAGUCUCCAAAGACUCCCCUCAAUGAACCCUCUCCUGUGGAGAGAUAUAAGGAUUUCCAGUUCAAAUCAUAUCCUGUACAGGACUUUAGCACUUUGAAACUUCUGCAUCUUCAGAAAGCCCAGAAGCAUCAAAGGACCCGCUUCAGUGACACAAGUAAAACCUCAAGGAUUGAUCUCCCAAAAACUUUGGGCCCAAAGAUCAAAUCCAAGCAUGCUGAUUCAACCGAACAUUCCCUGAUCAAUACGAAGUUCGGCGAGCUCCCCAAGGAGGCUGCUGUGGGGGCCUACAUCAAGAUCCAUACCGUGGAGCAAGGAGAAAUCAUGGGCCUUCAGCAGGCCCUCCUGGCUGAGACCCAAUAUGACAAGCGACCCCUGAUCCUGGUGAGCCAUGGAGCUGAGGUGAUACGAGUGAGGAGAGAAAAAUUUGUUGCAUUGUUGGACAGCGAGACAAGAGAGAAGUUGUCGAAGCUGAUGAUUGAAUACCCCAGUGACGAAGAGAUGUGCCGGAAUUUCCUCAAGGAGAACAGCUGGAACGUCUUUCGGAAGGACCUGGUGCAGCUGCUGGUGAAGCCCCGCCAGCACCCCCCGUUCACCCCGGUCCGACCCAAGAAGGAAAGCUUCUACAGCUCCAAGUCUGCGGUCCUGAAUUUGUGUGUCUUCGACAAGGAGAUCAAACCUGACUUCCCCAUUUUUAUGGCACCCCAGAAAUACCUGCCCCCGUUGAGGAUUGUCCAAACCAUCACAGCGCCCCGGCCCAAAAUCCAAGAACUCCUGCCUCAGUAUAAGAACGCAGGGGUCCUUGUUUAG